AUUCGCUGAUAUCAUAAAUGCGCCGUUGGUCUCAUUCUGAAAUCUCAACUUGAGUCACUCACUGCGAAGAAAUAUCAAAUGAAAAAAUAUCAGUUGCAGUGCUGAGAGUCUCAUCAAAUUCAAAAAUGGUUUCUACGGAGAACGAUUCACACGCCAAUGCAAACAAAACUCAGCGCCGCGUCGGAAGGUCCAUGCGAACCGUACGCACCAAUUUAUCGCAACCCGACCACGCCACGUGCGUCUCCGACAACUUAACCGAUUCACUCAUCGAACUUGCCUCGCGAAACAACAACUCCGUUAAAUCUUCCGUUAUUGAGGAACAACUCCUUCAACUUUCUCACGCUUUCAGUGAUUUCUCCGCUUGUAGCAGCGACAUAUCCGGGGAGCUUCAGAGGCUCGCCACUGUCUCAUCUUCCGAACCUCCUGCUCACGUGGACAACGAACCUCAGCCCGAGCCCGAACCUUGCCUAGGGUUCCUGCAAAGGGAGAAUUUCUCCACCGAGAUUCUCGACAGUAUUUCGCCGGAGGAUCUUCAGCCGACGGUGAAGAUCUGCGUCGACGGCCUGCAGUCGCCGUCGGUCGCCGUGAAACGAUCGGCGGCGGCGAAGCUGAGGCUGUUGGCGAAGAACAGAGCGGAUAACCGUGCUAUGAUCGGCGAGUGCGGUGCGGUGCCUGCUUUGGUUCCGCUGCUCCGGUGCAGUGACCCGUGGACGCAGGAACAUGCCGUAACGGCAUUGCUUAAUCUGUCUCUUCUGGAAGAUAACAAGGUACUGAUAACGAGUGCGGGUGGUGUGAAGUCUUUGAUAUAUGUGCUUAAGACGGGGACAGAGACUUCGAAGCAGAAUGCGGCUUGUGCGCUUCUGAGCCUGGCUUUGGUGGAAGAAAACAAGUGUUCCAUCGGUGCUUGCGGGGCGAUUCCGCCGCUGGUUUCGUUGCUGUUGAGUGGUUCGAACAGAGGGAAGAAGGAUGCAUUGACGACGCUGUAUAAGCUGUGUUCGGUGAGGCAGAACAAGGAGAGGGCGGUAAGCGCUGGAGCGGUGAAGCCGCUGGUGGAGCUGGUGGCGGAGGAAGGUAGCGGCAUGGCGGAUAAGGCGAUGGUGGUGCUGAAUAGCUUGGCGGGGAUUGAGGAAGGGAAGGAUGCGAUUGUGGAACAAGGUGGAAUUGCUGCGCUUGUGGAAGCCAUUGAAGAUGGGUCGGUGAAGGGAAAGGAGUUUGCUGUUUUGACUCUUGUUCAGCUGUGUUCUGACAGUGUUAGGAACAGAGGAUUGCUUGUGAGGGAGGGUGGGAUUCCUCCUCUUGUUGCUCUUUCUCAGACUGGGACUGUUCGUGCUAAGGACAAGGCGGAGACACUCCUUGGAUAUUUGAGAGAAUCAAGACAAGAAGCGUGCUGUUCAAGUCCUUAGAGAAGAGAACUAUUUAAUACAUAGGUAAUUAUAUUAUGUAAUUUGUUGUUGUACAUAUAGUGUUUAUUUGAUUUGUAAUUUUGUACAGUUUGUAUUUUUUGAAUUAGAAGCUAGCCUGACAUUCAAAUGAUAUAAGCUGGGUUUGUUGAUUUUGCUUCCUCUUCUUCAAUUUGUUAUGUUUUCAGGAUUUACAUGGUUAUCUUGGUUUUAGUUUAUUGUUUUUAAAAUCUUUUGUUUUGUUUUUGUUUUGAAAACAAAAGGUUAGCUGUUUUUUAUGCCCUCCUUUAGUUGAAGUGUAAACCCCUGAUUGAAAUAUGUUAGGAUUCAUAAUUUUUUAUUAUGGUCAAAAUGGAGCUCUAAUUUGGUUAGUUUAAUACUACUAGUAGUACUAAAUAUAUCGCAUAGGCCAUUAACAAUCACCUUCAUCUGUUUCCUCUGAAUUUCCCUUCGGAGUCAUUUGCACCGGCUAUCCGGGAUUUAACAUUCAACCAAGGUGACGUUUGACAUAAAUUUUUCACACAGUGGAGUUCUUGAUUUCUUGCUUGCUUACCAGCAUCUCUAAAAGUGGAUAUUCUAUCUUUUCUUUCUAAGAUUGAUAUGUUGUUGGCUGGAAUGAAGUUUCGGAAAUAAAAUUUCUUCUUGCCAAGAUUAACUUAAGCGGGUAAGUCCCCAGAUGCAUGUUUUGUGCAAAUUUACAAGACCUAGGCUGUGCUAGGAUGGAUUUUUGGGAAUCUAAGGACGCUAUUAAAGUGGUGGUAUUUUACCAUUGGGAAUUAUGUGUAGGGACCAAGUUGGAGGUCAUGUUCAAAGAAUUUAUCAGAUGCAAUAGAAAAUCGUGAGAUUUAAAAAAAAAUUGACCU
This is a messenger RNA of Abrus precatorius (Indian licorice), 2263 nucleotides long. RefSeq names its product U-box domain-containing protein 4-like. The transcript has 2 exons. The record is from RefSeq and is a predicted model, not a curated record. Gene Ontology annotation, cellular component: nucleus; cytoplasm. Gene Ontology annotation, molecular function: protein binding. Lineage: Eukaryota; Viridiplantae; Streptophyta; Magnoliopsida; Fabales; Fabaceae. Bases 126 to 1403 code for a protein of 425 amino acids.